Echinops telfairi (small Madagascar hedgehog) is the source of this 948-nucleotide messenger RNA. It is a transcript of the gene MYOD1, whose product is annotated as myogenic differentiation 1. Bases 1 to 948 code for a protein of 315 amino acids. NCBI's taxonomy places the organism in Eukaryota, Metazoa, Chordata, Mammalia, Afrosoricida, Tenrecidae. Gene Ontology annotation, biological process: positive regulation of myoblast differentiation; regulation of transcription by RNA polymerase II; muscle organ development. Gene Ontology annotation, molecular function: RNA polymerase II cis-regulatory region sequence-specific DNA binding; protein dimerization activity; DNA-binding transcription factor activity, RNA polymerase II-specific. The record is from RefSeq and is a predicted model, not a curated record. The transcript has 3 exons.
AUGGAGUUGCUGUCGCCGCCCCUGCGCGAUGUGGACUUGGGCCCAGACGGCUCGCUCUGCUCUUUUGCCACCGCCGACGACUUCUACGAUGACCCGUGCUUCGACUCCCCGGACCUGCGCUUCUUCGAGGACUUGGAUCCGCGCCUCGUGCACGUGGGCGCGCUCCUGAAGCCCGAGGAGCACUCGCACUUCUCGUCCGCCGCGCACCCGAGCCCGGGCGCGCGCGAGGACGAGCAUGUGCGCGCGCCUAGCGGGCACCACCAGGCGGGCCGCUGCCUGCUCUGGGCUUGCAAGGCGUGCAAACGCAAGACCACCAACGCUGACCGCCGCAAGGCCGCCACCAUGCGCGAGCGGCGCCGCCUGAGCAAAGUCAACGAGGCCUUCGAGACGCUCAAGCGCUGCACGUCGAGCAACCCCAACCAGCGGCUGCCCAAGGUAGAGAUCCUGCGCAACGCUAUCCGCUACAUCGAGGGCCUGCAGGCGCUGCUGCGCGACCAGGACGCCUCGGCCCCCGGCGCCUCGGCCGCCUUCUACGCUCCGGGCCCGCUGCCCCCUGGCCGCGGCGGCGAGCACUACAGCGGCGACUCGGACGCGUCCAGCCCCCGCUCCAACUGCUCCGAUGGCAUGAUGGACUACAGCGGCCCUCCGAGCAGCGGCGCCCGGCGGCGGAACUGCUACAAUGCCACCUACUACAGCGAGGCGCCCAGCGAAGCCAGGCCCGGAAAGAGCGCUGCCGUGUCCAGCCUCGACUGCUUGUCCAGCAUCGUGGAGCGCAUCUCCACCGAGAGCCCCGCAGCGCCCGCGCCUCUGCUGACCGACGCGCCCGCGCCAGAGUCGCCCCUGGACCCGCCCGAGGCGACCCCGCCCAGCGCCCCCAGCCCGCCCCCGGACGGCGCCACGCAGGGCCCUGAGGGCGCGAACCCUAACCGGAUCUACCAGGUCCUGUGA